This is a messenger RNA of Colletotrichum spaethianum, 429 nucleotides long. RefSeq names its product 5-demethoxyubiquinone hydroxylase, mitochondrial. The record is from RefSeq and is a predicted model, not a curated record. NCBI's taxonomy places the organism in Eukaryota, Fungi, Ascomycota, Sordariomycetes, Glomerellales, Glomerellaceae. Gene Ontology annotation, molecular function: 3-demethoxyubiquinol 3-hydroxylase activity. Gene Ontology annotation, biological process: ubiquinone biosynthetic process. The coding region runs from base 1 to 429 and encodes 142 amino acids. Gene Ontology annotation, cellular component: mitochondrial inner membrane. The transcript has a single exon.
AUGUACGAGCAAGAGGCGGGUCAUCUCAAGACGUUUAAUUCGCUUAUCCAUAAACACCGCGUUCGCCCGACCGCGCUUUACCCUCUGUGGCAGCUCAUGUCGACUGGUUUGGGUUGGAGCACGGCAGUAAUGGGUCGUGAGGCGGCCAUGGCUUGCACAGAGGCCGUCGAGACGGAGAUUGGUAACCACUACAACGACCAGAUCCGGACUCUACUUGAAAUGGUCACCGAGUGGGAGGCCGAGGGAUACGAAGUUGGGCCAGAAUUCACUGAUCUUAUCAAGACACUGCGGCGAAUUCGGGAUGAAGAGCUGGAACACCUCGACCACGCCGUCGAGCAUGACGCUAAGAAGGCAGAGCCGCACUGGUUGCUGACCGGCGUCAUUCGAGCAGGUUGCAGAGGUGCUAUUUGGGUGAGCGAAAAGAUGUAA